This is a messenger RNA of Symbiodinium necroappetens, 770 nucleotides long. The record is from the annotation of a GenBank genome assembly. Lineage: Eukaryota; Dinophyceae; Suessiales; Symbiodiniaceae.
GCUAUGUCAGCUGGAACCUUGGAGGAACCAAGUGCAGAUUCGAUGCAGGCCAUGGCCAUGGGAAUCAGCACAGCAGAUGCUGUGCAACAGGGCAAGGCCGUCAUUGACGGCGGUGCGACCAAGACGCUUGCCUCCAUCAGCGCGAUGGAGCGGAUCAUGCAGCUGAACAACAUGAAGAAGGGCGACUCCGGCCUGAUUUCCGUUGACCUGUCUGAGCGCCCAGUUUUCGGAUUCGGUAAUGGGUCUGAGGAUAGGAUACGAACGGUAGCAGCCCCAACCAAGGCCUCCUCAGUGUCGACCAUGCCGAAGCCCACCAAGGCGGACCUUCAGGCCGAGCUUGCCUUGCUCGGGGAGACAGCACCAGCAGGAUGGACCAAGCUGGAGCUGGAACAACGUCUUCGGGAACUACGCGAGCUGGGGGUGACCGACCACGAGAAUGUGAGGGCGAACACGAGCAUGGAGAAGAUGAUGAAGGACUUGAGGAGGGCCAGCCGGCUCAAGAGCACGCUGGCCAAGUACUGCACCGAGACGUUGCAGCUCGAGCUCACGGGCAACGAGGUGAUGGCCAAAUUGAUCGACAAGGCCACCAAGGAGAUAUACCGAGUGUGCCCUGCCGAGGGCCACGACUUGGUCAGCUUCGGGAAGCAUGCGGACGAGUGCUACAUCACGCUGGCCACGGAGUAUCCCGAGUACGCCACAUGGGUCAAGACAACCUACAAGGAGAACGGCGAGGAACAUGUGGAACCACGGUUGGCGCGCUUGGCGAAAUG